AUGUUACUCCAUGUCAUAUUCUAUCCGUGUGCUACAUUUCACCCAGAUCAGGCGUUUCAGCGUAAAAUUUCCUGGGUGCGACGUCGUGGCGAAGACCUACAUUUGCUUUCUUUCGGACGUCACACGUACUCGGCUGAUUCAAGAUACUCGUUAGCAUUUGAGCAUCCUAACGACUGGAGAUUGCUCAUUCAGUACGUGAGUGAACGAGACGAGGGGUAUUACGAGUGUCAGAUAUCCACCCACCCUCCGCUCGUUAGAAGGGUGCAUUUGACUGUUGUUGUGCCAAAAGUGGAGAUAGUGGACGAACGCGGUCGACCGCUUCAAGACAAAUUCUACAAAGAAGGUUCAAUUAUUGAACUGAGAUGCGUUGUGAGUGAAGUUCCACAACCCGCUAGGCAAGUUAGUUGGAAGCAUGGUGGGCGACUUCUAAAUUAUGAUACCAAAAGAGGCGGUGUAAGCGUGAAAACAGAGGCUACGUCAAACGGUGCCUUGUCUCGACUCUACAUAGCGAAUGCAAAUAGAAAUGAUUCUGGAAACUACACUUGCUCUCUGGCGGACGUUGCUGCGUCUGCCGUCUCCGUACACGUAUUAAGAGGAGAGAAUCCACUUGCAAUGCAACGGGGAGAGGCUUCGGUUUUACAUCCAUCGCUCGUUUUGUUAACUUGUUACGUUAGC
This is a messenger RNA of Brenthis ino (lesser marbled fritillary), 675 nucleotides long. NCBI's taxonomy places the organism in Eukaryota, Metazoa, Arthropoda, Insecta, Lepidoptera, Nymphalidae. The record is from the annotation of a GenBank genome assembly.